Molecule: messenger RNA, 561 nt
Organism: Lodderomyces pseudojiufengensis
Lineage: Eukaryota; Fungi; Ascomycota; Pichiomycetes; Serinales; Debaryomycetaceae
Product: methylated-DNA--protein-cysteine methyltransferase
Exons: 1
Coding region: 1-561 (186 amino acids)
Biological process (GO): DNA repair
Molecular function (GO): methylated-DNA-[protein]-cysteine S-methyltransferase activity
Source: RefSeq, a predicted model, not a curated record
AUGAAACAACAAAGGUUGUUUUACAAUAUCAUUGGAAGUAAACAUUUUAAUGCUUUGGUUGUUUUGGAUGAGUUUGGAACGAUUUAUUACGCGUCCAUAGGUAAUAGUCUUGAUCAGUUGAAAAAUCAGUUAGUCAUAGAUUUCAAAUCUUCAAACCAAUAUCAAUUAUUACCAUAUUCAACAUUGAAAGACAAAUCAUUAACCGAAAUUACAAUUGAUAAAUUCAAGUUAUUGCUAGAAGAUCCUUCACGAUCUGAAAAGUUUUCAAUCAAGUUUAUAUUUGGAACUAGUUUACAACGUAAAGUUUGGUUGGAGUUGAUGAAAAUUCCUCAUGGUGAAGUUACAACUUAUGGAGAUAUAGCAAGAAAACUAAGAAUGAAGCCUACAUCAAGUAGAGCAAUUGGUGGUUGCAUCGGUGCUAACAAAAUUGCCGCGAUUGUUCCUUGCCAUAGGGUGAUAGCCUCAAAUAAGACCAUUUCUGGAUACAGAUGGGGAGUUGAAGUGAAAAAAUAUUUUUUGAAACAUGAAUUGGGUGACUCAUACGAUCAAUUAGUAAAUUAA